This is a messenger RNA of Venturia canescens, 1115 nucleotides long. RefSeq names its product nitric oxide synthase-interacting protein homolog. Lineage: Eukaryota; Metazoa; Arthropoda; Insecta; Hymenoptera; Ichneumonidae. The coding region runs from base 141 to 1019 and encodes 292 amino acids. The transcript is spliced from 5 exons. Gene Ontology annotation, molecular function: ubiquitin protein ligase activity. Gene Ontology annotation, cellular component: nucleus. The record is from RefSeq and is a predicted model, not a curated record.
GUUGCGUCAGCUGAUUUCUCAUUUCUCAUUUACUUAUUUGCACGGAGGCACGGAUCAGCACGAACGUAAACAGUUUUGCAUCGUCGUCAACAUUGUCAAAUUUGUCUACCAUAGCUAUUGAAUAAUCGAUUGGAAUAAAAAUGACGCGGCACGCAAGAAAUUGUACAGCGGGAGCAGUGUACACUUAUCACGAAAAAAAAAAAGAUGCUGCCGCUUCAGGUUACGGGACAAACAGCCACAGGGUUGGCAAAGAUUCUGUCAAAGAUUUUGAUUGCUGUUGUUUGACUUUGCAGCCAUGUAGAAAUCCCGUUGUAACACGCGAUGGUUAUCUCUUUGACAAGGAAGCUAUUCUGGAAUAUAUUCUAACCAAAAAAAGGGAGUACGCGAGACAGAUGAAAGAGUAUGAAAAACAAAAACAACGGGAUGAGGAAGCAUCCCGGGAACAAACGGUAAACGAGGAGUUGGAAAAGCUUCAGAACUUUUUGAAAGGAGAAAAGAACAUUGUGUCACGAGUAAAAGGACAAGACAAGCAGGAAACUGAGAGCGGUCAUUCUGUAUCAAACAUGACCAACGGGCGUGACAAGAGUUUACCCAGUUUUUGGAUCCCUUCGAAAACUCCACAAGCCAAACCUGCGCCUGUCAAUAAACCAGAUAAAAAUAUUUAUUGCCCAGAGAGCGGACGUGUUUUGAAACUGAAAGAUCUUAUUCCGGUUAAAUUCACAGAGGUCAAAGAUCCUGAUGAUAAGCAAGCUCUUAUCGUCAAACAAGCUCGUUACAUGUGUCCCAUCACGCAUGACAUUUUGGGCAACAAUGUUCCCUGUGCGGUUAUAAAAACUACCGGAGACGUCGUUACGGUAGAAUGCGUUGAGAAAAUAUUAAAAAAGGAUUGGAUUAAUCCACUGGACAAUUCCAAAAUCACUGAGAACGAUAUCAUUUUGCUUCAGAGGGGUGGAACCGGCUACUCCGCGGCUAACGAUCGUCUUGAGGGAAAACACGAACGUCCAGUACUUCAGGCUUAGCGAUAUUUAAUGAAAUGUUUUUUUUUCAUCUAGUUUUACUACAGUUGUAAACCACUCGAAACACGGAAUAUUUUAAUAAAACCUUUCGAAAUGCAA